GUGACGUCAUGUAAACAGGAAGUGUGUAGACGCAAAGGCGGCGAGUUUAACUUUGCUGAGCUCAACGACGACAGCAAAUGUAGUCGUAAAUUCACACCGUGUUGGUUCAACAUAUUUAAAUGCACAUAUUAGUGACGUUUUGGAUUGUCGUAGCAGUUCUGACUGCUGUCUGUGGAAAUGUUAGGAAUAAUUUAACCGCUGUCGGCCCGGGAGGCUUCUGGCUGGUAGCUACAUUUCGGCUUGGCUAGGCUACUCGCUGACUGCCCUGACGACUGGGAAUGUUUUCACUUAUUACCUUGCAGUUUUUUGCACAGUUCGUGGAGUUUGACAGCCGUGGGUUGUUAUUCCACUUAGCUGAGUUGAUAUCGGACAGUUCGACAGAUUGAACAAGCCAAAUACUGUCACUAUGGGAGACAAGGAGCUCGCCCUUAUUGACAAGCAGUUAACAAGUUUGCAAGAUCUUCCCCUGAGUCCUGCUGUCAUAUCACUUAAUCUGCAAUGCAAUCGCAUCCCAAGGAUCGAGGGUCUGUCAUCUGCUUGGCAUCUGCGCCACUUAGACCUUUCUUCCAAUUGCAUUUCUAAGAUUGAGGGUCUGAGUUCCCUCACCUCCCUCAGGACUCUGAAUUUAUCAUCCAACGUAAUCACAAAGGUUGAAGGAUUGAAUGGCCUUGUAAACUUGACAAAAUUAAACUUGUCCCACAAUCAGAUCAAUAACCUCACUGGUCUGCUGUAUCUUCAUGGCACUGAGUACAAACUGAAGCACCUCAGUCUACAUGGCAACCUCAUAGACAACAUUGAUCAUCUCCUGCAGUGCCUGCUGGGGUUACAAGGUUUACGUAGUAUCACCUUAAACCAGGAUGGUGGCAACAACCCUAUGUGCAGUGCACCAGGAUACUGGGAAAUUGUUAUGGAGUCACUGCCACAGAUUUCUGUCCUGGAUGGCCUGGAUCGGCUGAGACAUCCUUCAUCUCCAGGUAUAAGCAGCCUCUGUGACAUCCCUGGCCUGGAGGACUAUGUGGACUUUCUGCUUUCCUCUGAUACAAGCCACAGUGAGGCGGUUAAGGGAGUUGUCACCACGCCACACGUUGACAAGGUCCUUACCCAGUUUCGACAGCAGAUCGCCUCGGAAAAAACAACAGAUCCAGGUACACAGCCCAUCUGUCAGAGCUCUCAGCCAGUCUGUCCCACUGCACCUGAUCCACCUGACCCCAUCAAUGAGGAGCGCAUCAGGAAACUGGAGCACCAGGUGUCACAGCUCAUCCAGCAGGCCCCUACAGGUGAAAAAGCAAGUAUCUCUACUCAUGCUGGGGUGAAGUUACGGAAACCCAAGAGGGAUACCGACCGGACAUCAGAAAGUGAAUGUGACAGCGGGAAAGAAAACAAAAAACGCACAAGAAUUCCCAAAUUUAAUAACACAAUGACAACAAGCACGACUACCCAGGAGACAAAGAGCACCAGAUCAGACAGUGACCAGGAGAAUCAUAAACUGAGGAUGUCAAAGUGUGCUGUGGGGCUCAGGAGGAAGGCUACUGGACCAGGAGGUGGACAGUCUAUAUCACAAACCAGGAAGGGAUCUUUGAGAGCAGCUAAGACCUCAGGCAGUCUUCCAGCCAAGUCUCUUCAAGAAGAAGAAACCUACAGGACAAUUGUGGAGGAGCGCGAUCAGGAAAGGGAGAGGCGUUGGAAGGCAGAACAAGCUGUGCGGAAGCUGACAGAGGAGCUGAAGUGCCUGCAGACUAAAGUCAGCGACGAAAAAGAUCUUCAGAGCAUGGCUCUGCACACUACAGACAGACUGAAGGAGCUGCUGCUGAAAGAGAGAUCAGGACGCUCCGAGCUGCAGGCUCGCGUUGAGGAGCUUGAGACGAGGUGUCAGUCUCUAACCCAGCAGGUGGAGCAGGCCCGGAGCAGCGAAGAACAACACAGGGCUGCGCUGCGAAGGCUGGAGGAAACCGUCUCCCAUGGAGACGCUCUCAGGGCUUGCCAGCAGGCUGAAGAGAUGAAACGUCACCAGGAGCUGGAGAACAAGGCAGCAGCUCUGAGGAGAGAGCUGGACAUCCAGAGAGUCUCAGUUCGACAGCACAAAGACAAAAUCCAGCAGCUACAUGAACUGUUGGCAUCCAGAGAGCAGGAGCACAGAAAACAGCUGGAGCUGCGGUUACAGCCCGGCGGGGCAGAUUUCCAGCAGGCAGUGUCAAAGGAAGUAGCAGCAGUGGAACAGAGACAUAAGCAGAGGGAGGCGGAGCUGCAGGAGAAGCUGUCAGAGGGAAGGAAACAGUACGCUGCUCUUGAGGAUGAGUUCCGCAUGGCGCUAACCAUUGAGGCGACCCGCUUCUCUGAGGUGAAAGAUGCUUGUGAUCAUAUGACUGCAGAGCUGAUGGAGCUUAAGGCGACCCUUGCUCAGUCCCAGCAAAGAGAGAGGAAAUCAGGCCCUCUGGUGCAGGAACUCACCGCUAUGGUCAAAGAACAGAAAACCCGAAUCUCUGGGCUCAUCAAAGCCAAGAAAGAUGCUGUCACUGAGCUCAAGAACCAUGUGCAUUCCCUUGAAGCAGAGGUGGAGCAAAGCCAGCGUUUAGGGCUGCAGCUCGAGAUGCUUAAGAAAGAAAAGGCACGACUCGUGUCUCAGCUCACGGCUCAGGAGUCGAUCAUUGAGGGCCUCAGGGCUGAGAGGAGGAUCUGGGGCCAGGAGCUCGCUCAGCAGGGUGCAUCAUUGGCUCAGGAUCGUGGCCGUUUGGAGGCCAGGAUAGAGGUGCUGACUGCUGAGCUGGAGACUCAGAGAAAACAGAACGACAGAGACCACGAUGCCCUUAGAAUCAAGACCAAGAUCAUGGAUGACCAGACUGAGACCAUUCGCAAACUGAAAGAGUCCUUGCAGGAACGUGACAAUCUGAUCCGCAGCAUGAAGGAGGACGCUGUGCAGACCCAAAAAAAGUUUCAGCAGCAGCUGGAGGAUGAAACAGGCCAGCAGGCUGAGCUGAAGGACCAGCUGGCACAUCUUAGCCUGCGUAAAGAGGAGCUGAAACAGCAGCUGGAAGACAAGGAAGCAGAGCUUGAGGAUGUCAAAAGGGUUUAUAGUGACUCAAAUAAGAAGUGGCAGGAGAAAGCAGACCUGCUAACUCGACUUGAAAGCCAAGUGAAGCGUAUGAAGGAAAAUUUUGACUCCAAGGAGCGCCUGCUGCUGGAAGAAAGAGACAAAGCAUCAGAAGCACACAAAGCUGCAGUUGAGAAGUUGCGCUGUGUGGAUGAUGCUUUCCGUCGACAACUGGAGUCUGUCCAGGCUGCGCAUCAAGCUGAGCUGCUGCAGCAGGCUAAUGAAAAGGAAAAACGCAUAGAACAGGCCAAUUUAAAGGUAUAUGAGGUAGAGGAGGAGAUGCGUCAACUCCUGGAGGAGACGGAGGCUAACAAGAGAGUCAUGGAGGAAAAAAUGAAGCGCCUUACCAAUGUCCUAAAAGACUUUAACACAUAAAAUAUUGAUAUGACCACUUUUUAUUCUAAAUUUAUUUUUACAUGUAAAUGUUUUUGUAUAUUUUAAUAAAGUCUUCAUUGUCUUUUA
Molecule: messenger RNA, 3550 nt
Organism: Fundulus heteroclitus (mummichog)
Lineage: Eukaryota; Metazoa; Chordata; Actinopteri; Cyprinodontiformes; Fundulidae
Product: leucine-rich repeat and coiled-coil domain-containing protein 1
Exons: 19
Coding region: 407-3463 (1018 amino acids)
Cellular component (GO): centrosome; cytoplasm
Molecular function (GO): protein binding
Source: RefSeq, a predicted model, not a curated record